AUGAAGAAUGAUAACACCACAUGCGCGCACACGGCCGUAUUCAAGGCCGGAUUCCGAGUUACUAUGGAAAAAACGCGGACGUGUCAAGCCGCGGAGACGGAUGCGAGAUACUUGGGCUACGAGUGGGCGGAGGGCGAGGCAUGCAGGGAGAACCGGGAAUGCACACGGCGGGGGGAUACCUCCAAAUGUUGUGUCAUGACCGGCAUUCGGCACGGGAAGCCGGUCGGGCUCUGCCAGCCCAUCAAGAGGCUAGGUGACGUGUGCAGCCCGGGCGACAGAUACCGGAAUUUUUACGGACAAGGGGUCUACAUCUCCUCGUGUCCCUGUGCCAUAGGUCUGGAAUGUCAACCGAAAAGAUCCUUCCAGUACAACAUGAUUCAAGUGAUUGAGGAUCCUGAAUGUAUCCUGCCAAAUGACGUGCUUGUCCAAGACGUGAAAGCUCAGGCGACGGAAGGCCCUCCACCGAAGGAUGUUACGCCGGUCAAGUGACCAUUCUCGUCAUACAGGUUAUUUGACUGUAGGCCCAAGGAACGCAUUUCAUUGAACUCAAUCCAAUGAGCCUCUUUUGAAUGUAUAUUUUACACGGAAGAUAUUCAUUAAGAAUGAGUUCACAUUUGAGAUACAUAGAAUAGAAUAUGAUGCUUAUGAGGCUUUUUGGCAGAGCAAAAUAUUCAAUUUUGAACCCGAGUUUUGCUAAAAUGACAACAGGCGUGUGACAUUUCUUGUCCAUUGUCUUUUUUUUUUUAGACAAAAAAAAAUAAAUCACUGGUUA
Messenger RNA from Darwinula stevensoni, 772 nucleotides. NCBI's taxonomy places the organism in Eukaryota, Metazoa, Arthropoda, Ostracoda, Podocopida, Darwinulidae. The record is from the annotation of a GenBank genome assembly.